Messenger RNA from Schistocerca serialis cubense, 840 nucleotides. RefSeq lists its product as uncharacterized. The coding region runs from base 1 to 840 and encodes 279 amino acids. Lineage: Eukaryota; Metazoa; Arthropoda; Insecta; Orthoptera; Acrididae. The transcript is spliced from 3 exons. The record is from RefSeq and is a predicted model, not a curated record.
AUGCACUGCAAUGCUGUGAAAGCAGAUAGCAUCUUUAUUUGUCGGGCGCUGAGCGGCGACCAGCGUGUGGUGGCGGGGGUGUGGUUGCGGUCUGCCGGGAGCCGCACCCCCGCGGCGAGGGCGCGCCCUGGACGGCAGCAGCGCUUUGUGCGCCGUGUGGGGGCGGCGGCCCACCCCCGGCCGCGGGGCGACAACAGGCCCUCCCCACAGCACUCACCCACCACCCCUGAGUACUGGCGCGCUCUCCUCCCCCCCGCUGCCAGCUCCGUUGGAGAGUCAGCGCCGUCGACGACGCCGCAGCCCGACGGUGCAGAGGUUCCUACAGCCUCCGCCCACCGCAGCGUCGUGGACACCCAGCCACCGUCACUGUCGGGAUCAGACACAGGGGUUCCUACCGACCGAGACUGUGUCGAGCCCCGCCCUCCAGUGGAUGUCGAAUCUCGGACCCGAAAGCAAAAAUCACCCAAGCGACACAAGAAGAGGCGAUUGUCAGCUGACGAACAGGACAGGAAUGUGAAGCCGGCGGAAGACAUCGACUUCGUUGACCCGCCCACAAUUGCAACGGACUCCAGUGGCAUCAUUCACCAGAAGGUGCCUGAAGACAAGGAACACUCUCCUAAAUCUGGUGGCCCAGAAAACGAGGCGCCCUACGUCGACUCCCAAAAUGUGGGCUCCUGUGAAAGCGUCCAGCCCCCAAUGACAUCACAAUCGUCUCUUGGUGAUUGGGCAGACGAUAUGGAGGCAGAUGAUGCACAGCAAACAUCGAUAUCUCCACCAGAGCCCAUGGCUGACAAUGAGCCCGGAGGGCUCUGCCAGUCAGGGACUUCUACGGCACAGUAA